Messenger RNA from Culex pipiens pallens (northern house mosquito), 687 nucleotides. RefSeq names its product FLYWCH-type zinc finger-containing protein 1-like. The coding region runs from base 1 to 687 and encodes 228 amino acids. NCBI's taxonomy places the organism in Eukaryota, Metazoa, Arthropoda, Insecta, Diptera, Culicidae. The record is from RefSeq and is a predicted model, not a curated record. The transcript is spliced from 4 exons.
AUGAUUUUUUACUGUAGAAAGCUAUUCAUCAAAGAAGAGCACGUACCAUUUGAGGGAAACGAGAUUCUCUUCGUGGCCAGCAACAAGGGAAAGCCAAAAUUGCUACUCGACGGCUAUCCGUAUCUGCGCAACAAUGGGAAUGCCUUGAAAACGUACUGGAUCUACUUUCACUUGCGGCUGCUGGCCGAGCAGUUGAAGCAGAGCUGGUCCCGGUGUCAGUUCCGGCCGCGGAUCGUGAUGGGGCGCAAGGGUCGGCCGGCGCUAAUGCUGGCCGGGUACUGCUUCACCCGCAACAACAGCAACCUGAACAAAACGUACUGGCUGUGCGCGAAGAGCCGCUCGCUCAAGUGCCGGGCCCGGAUCAUCACCAUCGACGACACCGGUGGCAUGAUUCUGAAGAACCAGCAGCACAAUCAUCCGCCGGUGGGGCCGGAGGAGCAGUUUAGUUCUACAAGGAAGUAUAAGGAGCUGAUUUUCGUUAGCGGACAGCGUGGAACUCCGAAGCUGAUUGUGGACGGUUACUCGUUUAUUAGAAAUAAGGGCAACUUUAAGACGACCUACUGGCGCUGCUCGAAGCUACGGACGCUCGGCUGCAAAGCCAAAGUAGUAACUAAUAAGGACGAUAACAAGGUUUCGAUUACCACUCCCGGCCAUUGCCACAUGCCGGACUAUGAACAAUACACUUGA